This is a messenger RNA of Nicotiana tabacum (common tobacco), 3221 nucleotides long. RefSeq lists its product as uncharacterized. NCBI's taxonomy places the organism in Eukaryota, Viridiplantae, Streptophyta, Magnoliopsida, Solanales, Solanaceae. The record is from RefSeq and is a predicted model, not a curated record.
AUCUUUUAAUAUUUUAUUCUUUUAGAUUAGAUACGCUGUUAUAUAACUAUCAAAUAUAGCCAGCCAAUUAGGUAAAGAAAUGAUUGAAGGUGAAAGAAAAAGUAUAUGAGAAUAACAAAGAGACCAUAUGUUGACAUUUUUUAAGUCAUUGCAAAGACUUCAUUUUUCUGUAGAGAGAAAAAAAGAAAGAGAGAGAGAGAGAAAUAGAGAGAUCUUAAUCUUAUCUGGGAUCUCUCUUACAUGUAGCUUCUUCUGAUUGAUUAGCAGAAGUGUACUUGUUUUUUCAUAUGUUUUUUUUUGGGGGUUGUGGAUAUGAUGUUUUUGUUUUGAGGUUUCUUGAUCAGUGACAGCACAAAGGUUGUUGCUCCUUAAAUUAUUAUUUUGAUUUCUGGGUCUUUAAAGGGAGUUUCAGUUGAACAGAGAGAAUUCUCAUUAGCAGAAAAUUAGCAGAAAUUUUUGAGGAAUGGGAACUAAAUUACAAUGCAAGAGAUAUUUGCCAGGAUUUUGCUCCAUGAGUGAUCUAAAUAGCAACGGAACUAACAUCCCAUGGCUCGUAAAUCAUGAAAAUAAGUCAAGGAAAAGAAAUCAGUGCACUGACUCAGUUUUGUCGCUGCAACUGGUUGAUGGAUAUUUUGAAUGUGACAAAGAAAAAGUGAGGCAGACAAUUUUGAAGCAUGAGAAAGUUUUCAGGCAUCAGCUCCAAGAACUCCACCGGCUUUAUAGAAGGCAAAGGGAUCUAAUGAAUGAACUUCAAAGGAAAGAAAUGCUUAAUCAUCCAAUGAAGACAUUCCAGUCAAUUCCUUCAUUGUCUCAUUUUCCUUCAUUGGAUUCUAUAGCUGGUCAGCUAUCAACCACAAACACUGCUAAGAAUCAAUCUUCUUUUGAUUUUAUGGAGAGCAAUAGUAGGUCCAGUAGCAGUUUGUUCCAGAGGAAAAUGUUUGAUUCUAGAUUCGUAGUUGAGGGGUGCAUGAAUAACGAAGAAGAACACCCUACUCGGAAACAAUGGGGAGUACCCUGCAUUCAAGGGAACCCUGUUGAGGGAAUUUAUCAGAUGCCCCUAAGUGGAGAUGCAAAGAUGCCUUUUGCCAGCACUUUGGAAUUUCAUUCUGAUGUUGAUCUUGACAGAGCCAAUUCCUUAAAAGGAACUGAUGAACUAGCUGACUUGAAUAAACCUUUACCACUUGAAGAAGCUUCUCCGUUGGUGCCGGAUGUCAAUAUAAGUAGCAUUACUUGCCUCGAGGAUGACAUCUAUGACGGGGGAAAAUUCUCUCCAGAGUCACUCAAGGAAAGGAUUCGUGGAAUUUGCCUCAACCACCCACCUCCCAGGAAUGGAGAAGAGCAGUUAACUUUUAAAUUAAAUGCUGAGAAAAAGCAACCUGAUAACGAAUCUUCUGGAAGACUUGAAACUGCUGAAAUUUUACCUAAAGGUAUUCAGUCAUCGCAAGGUCAUGAACUUUUCAGGCACUCUAUCUUUAAGGAAACCAAGACUGAACCCCAGGGGAAGAAAACAAUUUUUGGUGUAGAAAUUCAUGAAAAUCAAAUGCAAUCUGCUAGCUGUUCCAAUGUGCAGACUUCCACUCAUAAAUCUCGACCACUUUCUCAGAGUUAUACUGAACUUCUGCGGAACGUUGAGUCUUAUCAAAGCAACAUGCAUAUGAGGAUUGACAGGGAAACUUCCUGUGUAUCUCGAACUGAAGCGGCUGGAAAAGCGCCUGUAUAUGGAGAUUGUCAAAGGAAGCAGGAAAACUCCCGGGAGACAUUGCCUUGGUUAGUGGUGAAAACACAGAAAAGUGUAGAGCAGACUAAAGGGAGGGAAAAUUGUUAUCACUUAAAUCUGGACUCCUUGCGGAAUAAUUCUCAGCAGUUUUUUAGAAGAGAAGACACAACAGUCAAUUCCUCUCAAAUUAUAGGUCAGAGGCAGGGAACCAUGUCGUUGAGAUCCACCAAAGACUCUGUUAGUGACAGCACUAAAAUAAGGACAAUUUUUGGUGUUCCAAUUUUCAGUGCCCCCACGGACUCACAUGCAGCAAGUGGGCUCUCAAACACCCAUUUUCCUAAUGCUAACAAUGUUACUGCCCCGAAAAUUUCAGGAGACGAGAUUGUUUGUAGAAGUCAGGUGGAAGCCAAGGAUUUUCUUCAAGAAAAGGGACUAAAUGGUUGCAUUUCUAGUCUAAGGCAUCAGAUUGAUUUGAACUUGUCGUUAGAUGAAGAAGAGGCUCCAUCAGCACCUGCUCUUCCUCGGGUUGUGCUGAGGAUUGCGACCACUGAGAUAGAUUUAGAGGCUCCAGCAAUUCUUGAAUUUGAAGCGGAAUGUGGGGAAUCUAAACAUACAUUAGAAGAAUCUAAUAAACCGAAUGAAGAAGCCAUGAGUCUUGCUGCUGAGUCUAUAAUUUCCAUCUCAAUGUCUGGUGCAAACGGAGAAAUGAAUGAUGCGUUGCAAACUGAAACUAGCGACUGCCUCAAAUGGUUUGCUGAGUUGGUCUCCUCUCACUGUUGUGUUCAACAAGAAUCCAUUGCUAGAGCGAUCUGUUCGGGUACAGCGUGCGACUUUGAUGAGGAAUCCAUUCCCGAUGGCUUUGAUUACUUUGAGUUUAUGACACUGAAGCUGGAAGAUAUGAAGGAAGAAGAGUAUUCCUAUAAAAUACCAACACUGGAGAGCCAUAACGACGAAGAAACAGUGGCCGUUACCUUACCAAAAUGGGCUCGAAGAGGGCAAGCAAAAAGGGGAAGACAACGAAAAGAUUUUCAGAGGGACGUUCUUCCUGGUCUUAUUUCCCUGUCUAGGUAUGAGGUGAACAAGGAUAUUUUAAAAUUCGAAGAACUGUUUAAGGCCAGUGGAUCCUCUUGGCAGUCUAGCUCGUCACAUAGGAAAACCGGUAAGAGGGGCAGGGGAAGGAAGCGUUUAGCAAAUGCCGAUCCCUCCCCAACAAUUCCUGCAGAUUGCACACCUCUAGUAAUCCAGCCUUGUUCUGGUGAAAUGGGGCUUGAGGAAAAAAGCCUAACAGGUUGGGGAAAGAGAACGAGGCGCUUGCCAAGGCAGAGAUAUCUAAACGGCAAUCUUGCUCUUCCUCUGAAGCAAUGUUAAUGUGUGGAUUAGGCGCACAUCAUAGUUCAAGCCUUGUUGCAUACAAAAGCCUUUUAUUUAAGUGGAAAAGAGUUUUGAUUCUCAAUGCUGUGCUAGGCGGCCCUCGGGAUUCUUCAGUUAUCAAAAGAUUAUGUUG